CUACCCCACAAACCACUGCGCCGGCGGGCCAGUCUAUAACUUGUCGCCACGUCUGUUUUUGUUUGAGAAAAUAAGUGUGUCAACUUUAAAUGUUCCUUUGACGAUUUGCUACGGGUUCUAUCUUCCUUCUACAAACGAUUGAAAACUUUUGAAAACGUAAGAGCCUUAGAGAUAUCAAUCUUUGGAAAGAAAUGGCGGAGAAUGAACUUGGAACAUGGUUUCGAAGCAUACCCAUUGUCACAAGAUGGUGGUUUUCUCUGUCCAUCGUAUUUCCCCUUCUUGGAAGGCUGGGAUUGAUAAAUGGAAUGUACUUCAUCCUGGACUAUGCAAGUAUUGUAUAUCGUUUCCAGGUAAGAAUCAAUGACUCCAGAAAACUUGCAGGUCUUUUUGAUGGUCGACCAGCUGACUAUUUGUUUAUGAUACUCUUCAAUUGUUGUAUUUUAAUUAUCAUAGGAUUUCUUAUACCCUUGAGACUUCUCAUGGAUCCCCUUGUUUUAAGUGUUCUGUAUGUUUGGUGCCAAGUAAAUAAAGAUACGAUUGUACAGUUCUGGUUUGGAAUGCAAUUUAAGGCAAUGUACCUUCCAUGGGUGCUGGCAAUAUUUAACAUGAUCAUCCAGGGAGGGUAUGUACAUGUAGUGUUUAAAGAAUGUUGUUCCUUUACUGUUCCUGUUUACAUAAACUGCAAUCUUGUCGACUUCCACUUCCUUUACAGGUACAAGCUUCUUCCAAACCGCCAGGGAGGUGUAAGUGGCUUUGGUGUGCCCCCUGCCAGUCGCAGGCCACGUGACCAGGACAACGGUGGAGGAGGUGGCGGUUGGGGAGGCUGGGGCAGAGGACAGCGCCUUGGCAACGAAUGAAUGUUAAGACAAAUGUCUUUGUAGAUCUCGAUAAUACGUGUACAUGGUCACUAUGUCUAGGUUGACAUGCAUGUGUCUUUAAAAAGAUUGCUACGUCGUAUGGUUUGGUAUAGUUCGAAGAGCAGUCAAGCUUUUAAUCUAAUGAAUGUAUCUUUCGUUUAGAUGAGAAAUUGUCAAACAUGAAGUUCUGAUCAAAUUAUAUCAAAAACACGACGUGCACCAAGAAUAUAUGUGACACCACUUUGCAGACUUCAGGUGUAAUAUAAGUAAAUAAAGUUCUUUAAACUUUU
Orbicella faveolata is the source of this 1147-nucleotide messenger RNA. RefSeq names its product derlin-1-like. NCBI's taxonomy places the organism in Eukaryota, Metazoa, Cnidaria, Anthozoa, Scleractinia, Merulinidae. The record is from RefSeq and is a predicted model, not a curated record.